AUUUGGUGUUGGUGGGUAAAUCCAAAAUGAAAAUCUAAUGUUGACAAGAAAUGAAUUAAUCCCAAUUAAAACAAAAUAUUCCCUUUUAAUUUUUUAAUUAAAAAUUUAUCGCUAUUAUUUUAUAGUCUCUAUUUAUUUGAUUUCCCCAGACUCAAAAUCUACGCAUUUCUCUUCUCCUCUCCUGACAUGGGAGUGAUUUAUUAUUAACGUCCUUAUGCUACUCUCCCUCUGUCCUCUUUCAAAAAGACCAAUAACUUUCUCUCUCUAGGGUUGCGAAGUGAAACUUUCUGAGAACACCCAAACCUAAUUGUCGGGAUCGUGCAACUUACAGAGCAAGGUUAUUCUGUUCAUCGGAGUCACGAGAGGCUUCAAUUUCUUUUUUCCUAGAAAAAAAAAUACAGAGGAAAUCAGUUUAUUUUAGCAGCUUUCAACGGCGUAGUGGAUCGUUAUAUUACUGUAAUUUCGUCGUCGAUUUCAUGUUUCUGGUGACUGGUUAUAAGUUCAUGGUGUUUGGUAGAUGCUGAAUGAUUGCUAGUAUGGACUUAAAUGCUUCCCCUUUACCUGAAGAUGAUGAGGAUACGUAUGAAAGACAUCUAGAACAUUACCCCCCACCAGAAGAACAUGUAGAAUCUGCAGUUGAAAUUUCCCGGCGGGAACGUGAAGAGAGACGGAAGAGAUUGAAAAAGGACCAACCAGAUGACCGGCCAGUGCAUGUCUCUCAGCCUGCUGUACAUGAUCACUUUUAUCAAAAUAGGAAUCCGACGUUUUAUGAUAAAAGCAGGAUCCCUCCUGGUUGGCUGGAUUGUCCUGCGGUUGGUCAGGAAAUAGGCUGCAUCAUUCCUUCUAAGGUUCCACUUGGUGAAUCUUAUAAUGACUCUGUUCCUCCUGGUAAAAGAUACUCUUUUAAACAAGUGAUUCGUCAACAAAGAGUUUUAGGAAGAAAGCUUGGUUUGGUGAUUGAUUUGACAAACACAUCUCGUUACUAUCAAACUGCAGACCUGACGAAAGAAGGCAUUAAGCAUGUAAAGAUCCAAUGCAGGGGACGGGAUGCUGUACCUGAGAAUGUGUCUGUAAAUACCUUUGCUUAUGAGGUGUCACAAUUCCUUCUACGUCAGAAAUCAAAGAAAUAUAUUCUUGUCCAUUGUACGCAUGGACAUAACCGCACCGGAUACAUGAUUAUUCACUAUCUCAUGCGAUCACAAUCAAUGUCUGUUACUCAGGCAAUAAAAAUUUUUUCUGAGGCACGUCCUCCAGGAAUCUACAAACCAGACUAUAUUGAUGCCUUGUAUGCAUUUUAUCAUGAAAGAAGGCCUGAAAUGGUUGUAUGCCCUCCCACUCCUGAGUGGAAGAGAUCUUCUGAUCUUGAUCUCAAUGGUGAAGCAGCCGCAGAUGAUGAUGAUGAUGGAGGUCCAACUGCAUUACCUGAGAAUCAUGAAACGGAUGUAGUGUUGACAAAUGAUGACGUUUUGGGAGAUGAAAUACCUCAUGACCAGCUGGAAUCACUGCGCCUAUUCUGCUACCAAACAUUGAAGUUAAAUGUCGGGGUUAGAGGACAUGUGCAAUUUCCAGGAUCACAUCCAGUUUCACUCAACAGGGACAAUUUGCAACUUUUAAGGCAGCGUUAUUAUUAUGCCACUUGGAAAGCGGAUGGAACACGAUAUAUGAUGUUAAUAACUAUUGAUGGAUGUUAUUUAAUUGAUAGGAGUUUUAAUUUCCGAAGGGUUCAGAUGAGGUUUCCAUGCAGGCACCCAACUGAAGGUAUAGGUGACAAAACUCAUCAUUUCACAUUGCUUGAUGGGGAAAUGAUAAUUGAUACCAUGCCAGACUCACAGAAGAAAGAGAGAAGAUAUCUCAUCUAUGAUAUGAUGGCAAUUAAUCAUGUGCCUGUCAUAGAGCGGCCUUUCUAUGAACGAUGGAAAAUGCUGGAAAAAGAAGUGAUUGAGCCUCGGAAUUAUGAGCGCCAGAACAUUUACCAGAGCAGGAAUCCUUAUUACCGAUAUGACCUUGAACCCUUCAGGGUGCGGAGGAAGGAUUUUUGGUUGCUCUCUACUGUAAAUAAGGUUUUGAAGGAAUUUAUCCCCAAGCUCUCUCACGAGGCAGAUGGUCUUAUUUUUCAGGGUUGGGAUGAUCCUUAUGUACCUCGCACUCAUGAAGGUCUUCUGAAGUGGAAAUAUGCUCAGCUGAACUCUGUUGACUUUCUGUUUGAGAUUGGCAGUGAUGAUCAUGAACAACUUUUUCUCUAUGAACGGGGGAGAAAGAAGUUGAUGGAAGAGAAUAAAGUUGAAUUCAGAGAUGUUUCAGAUCCUCUUUGUUCAUUAUCUGGGAAGAUUAUUGAGUGUUCUUGGGAUCUUAAUCGACAGGUGUGGAUCUAUAUGCGGAUCAGGAAAGAUAAGUCGACUCCCAAUGAUUUCAAUACUUUCAAGAAGGUUAUGCGAAGUAUAAGGGAUAAUAUCACAGAGGAAAUCUUAUUAAAUGAGAUUAACGAGGUUAUUCGCUUGCCCAUGUAUGCUGAUCGAAUCAGGAUUGACAGCAAGGCCCACCUGCAGCAUACAAAUUCAGCACGACGGAGGUGAUGGAUAGCAUGCUGGUCGUUGUGCAGUUGAUUGAGGUGUUGAAUGGUUUGGUUGGUGUGCCUUUCAAUGCCUGUGUGUUAAGUGCUUCCAGGUUUCUUUUGGUAGAAGUUAGGUGCAUACUUGGGCUGUUGAGGACAUCAUGUAAAGGGUAAUUAGGCAUCCCCCCUUUAGUCAGUCUUGUGUUGUGUGCUAAUGCUGGUGAGUUGUAUGAUCCAGGGGGCUGUAACGUUCAGGUCUGAGACUAUUUUUCUUAUAGUUGUUCAGAUCAAGAGGAUUAGCAUUAGGAUAACCAUGUAUAUUAGGUUAAUUUUUUUUUUUUUUUAAUUUUCUCCCAUAUUUAGUGAUCUCUUAAGUUCUUUUAAAAGUAGCCAUUUUCCAGAACGAAAACAAGAGUUUCAUUUUCGGUCUCUGUGAAUAUUUGAUAGGAAAAGGGGUAAGACUCGGUAUUUGCUCAUAAUAUUAACUUUUCAUUUUGUUUUCUAUUGUCUCCCCUUUCUAAGUCGAAAGAGAUUUGCAGCUCUUCCAACAGCACCUCAGCGUUUUCUCUCAGCUCGUAGACUUGUUGACUUUGUUUUGACUUUGUUUUGCCGCUGUUUAGGCAAUCUGUAUGUACGAAGCUUAGGUUAUGUUUUGUAAUUACAUAAGAAAAUUUUUUUUUUUUUUAUAAUUAUUGUGCUUCAACAUUUUGUCGUGUUUUUCUUGGUCGGUGGAAAAUGCAAUGCAGGAUUAUAAAACGAGUUACCCUCUA
Molecule: messenger RNA, 3321 nt
Organism: Durio zibethinus
Lineage: Eukaryota; Viridiplantae; Streptophyta; Magnoliopsida; Malvales; Malvaceae
Biological process (GO): protein dephosphorylation; DNA repair; DNA recombination
Molecular function (GO): mRNA guanylyltransferase activity; ATP binding; DNA ligase (ATP) activity
Source: RefSeq, a predicted model, not a curated record